GUGAAUUUAGCAGAAGUUAAUUUUUUUUCGAUGGCAACACUGGAGGAGAUGAUAGCAUGGUGGCAAUCCUCACAAGGGUACUGAUGACGGCCGCCGAGAUCUCCAACCUGUUCUCUGCCUUGCUGGUCUUGAUCUGCUUCGUCCGCAUGGUCAUCUUCAUACUGCGUAUCCAGGGAGAAGAUGUGUUUGAUACCUCUGUGGUGCACGUAGCUCAGCCUCCCAUAGCCCAGGUGGCCUACCAGAAGGUUGCCGUUCCCUUCUCUGUUGACUUACACAAGGCACAAGACGCUUCAUUCAGUGAUGUGCAGCUAAAGGUUCGCAGCGAGGUUAAUUAUGCAUUACGAAGCUUUUGGGGUGUGCCAUCGGACCGCCUACACAUGCUGCUGGCCGCUCCCUGGACAGGCUUCUUUCUACAUCUUAUAGAAGAGCCGUCAGUUGGGGCACAGGUGGUGGAUGAAGUCUUGAGAGAGGAUGUCACUGAGGCUGCUGAGUCAGUGAAGCAGCUUGGUCUGUCUCCCGAAGCCCCAAGUCUGUCUUUGGGCCCAAUGCCACGCACGACCUACCCACUGGUGGUCUGCGUCGUCCGACAAGACACGUCACAGGAGGCUGACGAUAGCAGGGUGGGAGCGCUCAUCACCGUUAUCCAUAUCAAGGAUGGGAACUGUCAGGUGCCAACUUGCAUCCUUCGCCAGUAUCUGAAGCAGUACUCGGGCCAGCUCACCAAACUGAAGGCAUUGUACAUACAAGGCAGCACAAGCAGCUCAGCCAGCACAAGGGAAAGCACAGAACCUGAGGGAGGACAUACUGAACAUGAUGAUGAGGAUGAGGAAGUCCCCUUGGAGGAGGCCUGUGUAGUGUGUCAAGUCAAGAGAACAACGCGUGCCCUGCUGCCCUGCCGCCACGUGUGUCUGUGUGAUGACUGCUGCACCCGCCUCGACAACUGCCCCAUGUGCCGCACACGCAUCUUGGCAUACUUCCUGGUGGCGGCGGAAGUCCCUGCCAGCCAAAGGGACCCACAGCAGCAGGAAGGUGGAAGGGACACACUGGAGCACCCCUCAACAUGGCAUCGAUUUAAUAAUGCCAUAAAUCGUAUGAUGGGCAUUGACAACCAUCACUGAGAGAGAGACAGAUGCUGCCUGUAGGGCAUAUUUGCCAGUGCCUGCACACCCUACCAAUCGUUGCCCUUGCCAGCCAACUUGUCCCCUGAGCCCCACUCCUUCUUUACCCAUACCCUUACUGUUUUUUUCCAUAUGUGAUUAUAUUUAUUGUUUAGGUCAUGUAUCUUAAGAACAAAUCCUCAGUCAAUCAGUGACAACUCCAGGACAGUGCUUGGGGCUUAGGGGACAAAUUGCCUGGCAGUGACUGAAAAUUAUUCAUGAUGAAAAAACUAUUUAGGAAAAUUGAACUGAGGUAGAAAUUAAAUGAACUACUACUCUCAAUAUAAUGCUUAUCAGUUUUUAUUUUGACAGUAAUUCAUUCUCAUAUCUUGGCUCAGUUGUUUUUCUUUUUGAUACGAGUACUGCUUGGAAUGGUGAGCAUGAGUUGGUGAACCUCCUCAAGAUGGACAAUGAUGCAGAGCUGAAACCUUUGCAGUUACAGCUCCAUAAGUAAUAUAUUUUCUUCAUUUACUGUCACUGGUGCAUUUGUUGUUUUGUCUUUGGUCAGACCAUAAUGUUGUAUGUUCAUAGUUGAUGCUUUAUAUAACUGUGAAGUAAACAGAUUGAUAAUAUUUAUUUUCUUAUUAUAUAUGUCACAUUUCAGUGGCAGUGUUGUACUUGAUUAAUAUUAGUCAACAUUUGGUGAACAAGGAAAAAGUGACUGGCUUAAGGUGGAAAGCUGGAUUUGUUAUGCCACAAAUAUCACAAGUCUAGCUGAAUGUUUUAUGUCAGAGAUGUGAGACAUUGAAAAUAGGAUAUUGCAACUGUGUUAGAGAAAUUGUGAUGAUUGUGUGGUAUGUAUAAAGAAAAAUAUAUAUUUAUAAAGUAAA
Messenger RNA from Eriocheir sinensis (Chinese mitten crab), 1987 nucleotides. RefSeq names its product cell growth regulator with RING finger domain protein 1-like. The record is from RefSeq and is a predicted model, not a curated record. The transcript has 7 exons. Gene Ontology annotation, biological process: negative regulation of cell growth. NCBI's taxonomy places the organism in Eukaryota, Metazoa, Arthropoda, Malacostraca, Decapoda, Varunidae. Bases 57 to 1118 code for a protein of 353 amino acids.